CUUCCUGAAGUCCCCAACAACUCUUAGCAAAGGGACUGUAGGGCCCAUGUCGCGACCCUGUGGACUCCCAGAGCCUGUCAGGAACAAUCUGAUAGAUGAUGCCAAGGCUCGCUUGAGAAGGUUUGAUGUUGGGACCAGAUAUUCCCAUUUGUCUCCUAAUAAAUACUCUGUCCUCCUGCCAUUGCUGGCCAAAGGAGGAAAGCUGUACUUGCUGCUCACUGUCCGCUCAGACAAGCUGAGAAGGGCACCUGGAGAAGUCUGCUUCCCUGGAGGAAAGAGAGACCCGGCGGACAUGGAUGACACGGCUACUGCUCUCCGUGAAGCCCAGGAGGAAGUGGGGCUGUAUCCCCACCAAGUGGAGGUGGUCUCUCACCUGGUGCCAUAUCUGCUUGAAAAUGAUGCACUGGUAACUCCAGUAGUGGGUUUUCUAGACCACAACUUCCAGGCCCAGCCUAAUGCUGAUGAAGUUAAAGAUGUGUUCCUCAUGCCUUUGGACUAUUUCUUGCAACCCCAAGUCUACUACCAGAACCACUUCACACACUCUAACUACCAUUUGGUUAUACACUGCUUUGAGUAUACAGACCCUGAAACUGGUGUGAAGUAUGUAAUCAAGGGAAUGACUUCAAAACUGGCUGUGCUUGUUGCCUUAAUUAUCUUGGAAAAAAGUCCCUCCUUUGACAUUGAGUUUGAUCUCAAUGACCUAAUACCAUCUUGUGAAAAGACCUUUCUUCGGAAAUUUCCUCCAAGCAAGUUGUGAAGACAUCAACACCCUAAAGAACAUCCAUGAGGUCUGGUGUGAGCAACAAUGUCAGCAAGUGGAACCUGACAGGUGUGAAUAUUUUUCUUGCAAGGUGAAUGCAAGGCCUUGCCUGGUUUCCUGUUGCCCUUUCUUCAUCUAGAACAUUAAAUGUCUUUCAAAACCGAAAAAAUGCUUUGGCAGGGCAGUAUAAUUUUACCCAUGAUACCAAUAUUUUUAGUUGGCAUAUAGUAGGCACUUAAUAAAUGUUUGUUGAGUAUA
Phodopus roborovskii (desert hamster) is the source of this 1018-nucleotide messenger RNA. RefSeq names its product nudix hydrolase 7 (gene Nudt7). Lineage: Eukaryota; Metazoa; Chordata; Mammalia; Rodentia; Cricetidae. The coding region runs from base 47 to 757 and encodes 236 amino acids. The transcript is spliced from 4 exons. Gene Ontology annotation, biological process: coenzyme A catabolic process; nucleoside diphosphate metabolic process. The record is from RefSeq and is a predicted model, not a curated record. Gene Ontology annotation, molecular function: manganese ion binding; magnesium ion binding; coenzyme A diphosphatase activity.